GUCUCAACUCUUCCGAGCUUAGUCCCUGGAUCGCCAUGCGGCCGGUGAGCGUGUUCUGUGAUACGAUCGUUUUUAUGAUCCUUAGGUUGACCUCGGCCCGAGCAGAACUGAAGCCCAGUUGCGAAAGUGCCGUUUUCUGUCAUGGCGAUCUUCUUCACACAGUUCAGACCCUGAGGAUUUUUCCAGAUCAGAAGACUUUCGUCGACCUGCAGCUCAAAUAUCCCGAGGAAACCGUUCUUAACAAAUUUGCGGCUCUGCAGGACAAAAAUGCUGACACUGUAAAACAAUUUGUUUCUGAAAAUUUCCUCAACUGCACUACCUCUGAGAACCAGUGUGAAGAGCUUGAUAGAUGGGACCCGCCCGAUUGGACGUCGAAUCCGUCGAUAAUCAACAAAAUAACUGUGAAGCAAUAUAGACAAUGGGCCGUAGACUUGAAUAACAUUUGGAAGGAGUUAGGUCGCAUAAUGAACAACAAAGCGAAACAGCAUCCAGAGCAUACAUCUCUCAUCUAUGUACCAAAUGGUUUUAUAGUCCCAGGAGGUAGGUUCAGGGAGUUGUACUACUGGGACACAUUCUGGAUAAUUAAUGGUUUAUUAAUCUGUGAUAUGGAAACAACUGCAAAAGGUAUUAUCGAAAAUCUGCUAAGCCUUGUCAAACAAAGAGGACACGUACCGAAUGGCAGUAGAGUUUAUUACUGGGAAAGAACUCAACCACCUAUGCUCAAUCUUAUGGUCGACUCGUACUACAAAAGAACCAAAGAUGAACAGUUCAUCAAAGACAACCUUGAGUUGCUAGACCAAGAGAUGCAAUACUUCCUAACCAACAGGCAAGUUUCCGUCAAGAAGGAUGGUCACGAAUAUAGCAUGUUCAGAUACUAUGCACCUUCUGCAGGCCCACGGCCAGAGUCGUACUACCAGGACUACACGUUAGCCUCAGAUUUAAACACUCUAGAAGAGAAACAGAGACUGUACACAAAUCUCAAAUCAUCUGCAGAGUCUGGAUGGGAUUUCUCGACCAGAUGGUUCAUCAAAGACAAGACAAAUAAUGGUACUCUUAUUGAUGUUCACACGGAAAAUAUAAUCCCAGUCGACUUAAACGCUAUACUCCACAAGUGCUUCGUCCUCCUCUCAACCUGGCACAAGACGAUUUCUAAAGAUGACGACAAAUCCCAUUUCUAUGGGAACUUAGCAAAUAAUCUUCAAAAAGCUAUAGACAAUGUGUUGUGGAAUGAGAAAAACAGCGUAUGGUUCGAUUAUGACACGCUGAACAACAAGCAAAGGGAAUACUUCUACAUGUCGAAUUUCGCACCUCUUUGGACCAAGUCGUACGUCCGAAAUAAAUCAAACUUGGCAAAAGGCGUUGUGAAAUACAUUAAUAAAAACGCGUUGUUCGACUAUUUUGGAGGUACACCGACAUCUUUGGUUUAUUCCAACGAGCAAUGGGAUUAUCCAAACGCUUGGGCACCUCUCCAGGCGUUCCUCAUCCAGGGCUUAGAGAGAACUGAUACGGCUUUGGGUUCAACCGUUGCGUCCCACUUUGCAAAUGUAUGGCUCCAGUCCAACUACAAAGGGUUCAUAGAUGAACGUAAAAUGUUUGAAAAAUACGAUGCUACGAGCUUUGGGAAAUCUGGAACUGGUGGUGAGUACGAGGGACAGGCGGGAUUUGGAUGGACAAACGGCUUCGUAUUUGAGCUUCUCGAGCAUUACUUUGAAUCUUCAACAGAACACAGUUGAAUAUAUUUAAUUUAUUAUUUUAAGUAUUUCAAGAUAUAUAACUAUGUGAUAUCAGUUCAGAGUUCCUCAAUGGACUCAACGAAUUUUUAUAUGUUCAGCAUGAUUGUCAACUACAAGUAUAUGCUUCAAACUAUUUCCGACCAAAGAUUUAUUGCUUUUUUGUAUUGUAUUGCAAUAUACCAAAAACAUGUAAAAAUAAAA
Messenger RNA from Cimex lectularius (bed bug), 1934 nucleotides. RefSeq names its product trehalase-like. NCBI's taxonomy places the organism in Eukaryota, Metazoa, Arthropoda, Insecta, Hemiptera, Cimicidae. The record is from RefSeq and is a predicted model, not a curated record. The transcript is spliced from 12 exons. Gene Ontology annotation, biological process: trehalose catabolic process. Gene Ontology annotation, molecular function: alpha,alpha-trehalase activity. Bases 36 to 1733 code for a protein of 565 amino acids.